Messenger RNA from Macrosiphum euphorbiae (potato aphid), 1329 nucleotides. The record is from the annotation of a GenBank genome assembly. NCBI's taxonomy places the organism in Eukaryota, Metazoa, Arthropoda, Insecta, Hemiptera, Aphididae.
AUGUUAGGCGUAAAGAUGUUCGGUGCGGUCGCGCUAUGUGGCCUUCUAGCCAUUGUAGACGUUUCGCAAGCAUUUAGAACAGUAUGCUAUUAUGAUGGCAAAGCUAUGUGGAGAAAAGAUGUGGUUAAAGUAGGCGCCGAGGAGCUAAAACCCGCCUUAAGUUAUUGUACGCAUUUAGUGUACGGUUACGCUGGUAUCGACGAUGACAAGUUUAAAGCGAAAUCGUUGGAUCCAAAGUUGGACUUGCCCGAGAGCAAAGAUGUUAAGGGUGGAAAGGGAAACUUUAAGUCCAUAACAGCUUUGAAGAAGAUUUACCCCAGUCUUACAAUACUGUUGUCAGUCGGUGGCAAUGCCGAUGUCGAAGAUCCUGACAAAUAUCUUACCGCUUUGGAGACGCCGAAAUCAAGAACACAGUUUGCGUCCACCAUUUCGGCGAUGGCUAAGGAGAACGGUUUCGACGGCAUAGAUUUGGCCUGGCAAUUCCCAGUAGUCACUGAAAAAAAGGAAAAAAACACGUGGGGUUCUUUUAUCCACAAAGUGGCUAAGACAGUGGGUAUCACUAGCAAGGACUCUAAGGAAGCUGAACACAAGGAACAGUUCACCGCACUGGUCCGCGAAGUCAAAGGAGUAUUGAACGCAAAUAAUUGUCCUUAUCUUUCGGUCAGCGUUCUUCCACACGUAAACUCUUCUGUGUAUUUCGAUUUCCCGGGGCUGCAAAAGUAUGUGGACCACUUCACGCUGUUGACAUACGACUUCCGGACUCCGGACCGAGUGCCCAAACUAGCCGAUCACGCGGCGCCCUUCAAGUUCGUGUACGCCGACCGCCUGGCUUGGCAGAACAUCGAAUCGCAGGUCAAUAAAGCUGUCGCCCUGAAAGCCGACCGCAGUAAGUUGGUGUUGGGUAUCUCUACUUAUGGCCGGACCUGGAAGAUGGACAAGGACAGUGGUAAGUCCGGCGCUGCACCCGUCACUGCCGACGGUCCCGGAGAAGAGGGCACCUAUACUAAGACAGAAGGUCUACUGGCCUACUACGAGAUUUGCCCUCACCUGGUCGAGAGCACUGCGGCCACCACAUCUCUCACCCUUUACAGACGUGUACCGGACCCGAGCAAAAAUCUCGGAACUUAUGCUUUCCGUUUGCCCAAAGACGACGUAAAAGGAAUUUGGAUCAGUUUCGAGGAACCAGAAACUGCCAAACAAAAAGCUACGUAUGUGAAGCAAAAUAAUUUGGGAGGUAUAGCUUUAAUGGAUCUGUCCUUGGACGAUGCCAGAGGUCUGUGCGACGCUAAUAAGUAUCCCAUUCUAAAAGCCGUAAAGAACGUAUUGUAA